Messenger RNA from Lolium rigidum, 2164 nucleotides. Its product is annotated as wall-associated receptor kinase-like 17. The coding region runs from base 1 to 2100 and encodes 699 amino acids. Gene Ontology annotation, molecular function: ATP binding; calcium ion binding; polysaccharide binding. Gene Ontology annotation, cellular component: plasma membrane. NCBI's taxonomy places the organism in Eukaryota, Viridiplantae, Streptophyta, Magnoliopsida, Poales, Poaceae. The transcript has 4 exons. The record is from RefSeq and is a predicted model, not a curated record. Gene Ontology annotation, biological process: protein phosphorylation; cell surface receptor signaling pathway.
AUGGCAAUCAACACCGUCCUGCUGUUGAUCGUACUGCAUUCGCUGGUGGCAAUCGCGUCGGCUGAGCAGCAACCGGCAUUGGCGCGGCCGGGGUGCCGCGACCGGUGUGGCAAUAUCACCGUCCCUUACCCCUUCGGCAUCGGCCCCGGCUGCUACCGCGACGACGGCCUGCAGGGCUUCCAGCUCGAGUGCGACGACUCCGGCCCUCCCCCUCCUCGCCUCACCAUCGUCGGCUACAACCACCGCCUCGCCGCGCUUUCCCUGGCGUCAAGCGAGACCCGGGCCUACCUGAACGCGACGCGCGAGUGCUUCAACUCCUCGGGCGGCUUCGUGGAGCGGAACAACAACACCUCCUACAUCCCGAUCCCCUCUGGGGUCAGCUUCUACGAGCCGCACCAGCGCAACUUCCCGCUGGACGACCCCACAUUCGGCACCAACGCCACGACCUGCCACUACGUGUUCCUCGUCGAGACGGAGUGGUUCAGCUACAGCGACCGCGUCUUCCUCAACCGCACCGACGAUUUCGACGUGCCCGUCGUGCUCGACUGGGCCGUCAGGAACGUCGGCAGCUGCAGCGCCGCGAGGCGAAACAUGACAGACUUCGCGUGCCGGAGCGCGGACAGCGAGUGCGUCGACUCCACCAACGGCGCGGGGUACCGGUGCAACUGCUCCAAAGGAUACCAAGGCAACCCGUACCUCGACGGUGGAUGCACAGACAUCGACGAAUGCCAGCUGAAGGACCAACACCCGUGCUACGGACUCUGCAUGAACAUGCCGGGGAGACAUGUAUGCAUAUGCCCUCCGGGCACUAACGGAGAUGCUACCACCAAGAAUGGCUGCCGGCCGAAGGACAAGUUCACCGUAGCUCUGAAAGCCCUUACAGGAAGCGGCGUGGGACUAAUCUUGUUAGGGUCCAUGUUCUGCUGUCUCAGCCUGUGGCUGCAGAAGAGUAAGCUCAUCAGAACAAAGCAGAGGUUCUUCGAGCACAAUGGAGGCAUCAUCCUGCAGCAGCAGAUGCGGUCCUACAGUAGAGCUGCCGGAGAUGCCACCGGCGGGUUCAAGAUAUUCUCUGCCGAAGAGCUCAAGAAGGCCACUAACAACUUCGCCACUGACCAGAUCCUCGGCCGCGGCGGCCACGGCAUCGUCUACAGAGGUGUCCUCGUGGACAGUUCGGUGGUGGCCAUCAAGAAGUCCAAGAUGAUGGAGGAGGCCGAGACCAAGGAGUUCGCCAGGGAGAUGCUCAUCCUCUCCCAGAUCAAUCACCGGAAUGUCGUGAAGCUGCUCGGUUGUUGCCUCGAGGUGGAGGUGCCAAUGUUGGUGUACGAGUAUGUCUCAAAUGGCACCCUCUACCAGUACAUCCAUGGCGGCAAGGGACUUAACGCUGACACGGACUUGGAUACCCGUCUUCGCAUCGCGGCAGAGUCCGCAGAGGCUCUAUCCUACAUGCACUCAUCUGCCUCGCCACCGAUCCUCCACGGCGACGUCAAGACGGCUAACAUCCUACUCGAUGGCAGCCUCACCGCAAAAGUAACGGACUUUGGGGCGUCGAAGCUGGCUCCAAACGAUGAGGCCGAGAUCGCCACGCUAGUGCAGGGCACCUGCGGGUACCUAGACCCUGAAUACCUCAUGACUUGUCAGCUGACCGACAAGAGCGACGUGUACAGCUUUGGAGUCGUGCUGUUGGAGCUGUUGACGAGGAAGAAGGUGCUCUCCUUCGAGGGUCCGGAGCAGGAUAGGAGCCUUGUGUCACGCUUUGUGAUGGCUGUGAAGGCUGGCCAGCAUGACAAGCUUAUGGACGACAAGGUGAGGAAGGAUAUGGGACCUGAGGCAUUGGAAGAGGUCACACACCUUGUGGUGAGGUGUGUCAGCAUGAACGGCGAGGAGCGGCCGGGGAUUAAGGAGGUCGCAGAGAGGCUGGAGGCUCUUAGGAGAUACCAGCGGCACCCACGGGGUCAGGCUGGAGGUGGUGAUUUGGGGGAGGAGGAAGAUCAGGAGAGGAGCUUGCUUGGCGGGAAGCAACAACGUGAUGUCGACUACAAGUUCAGGCCGCAUGAUGUGCUUGAUCUGGAGGAGGGCAGUACAUAUACGUUUAGUUUGUAGGGUGAUUAGUGAUGUGUUGCACCACAACAUCAUGAUGUAUAAAGUUCUUUUUUAAGGCGUUAUU